AUGGAUAUCAAUUUCUCACAAUCUUUGCAAGAUGAAUUCCAAGAAGAUUUAAUAGACGUCGAGAACAUAGAUGAUGAAAACUAUGAUGAUGAUCCUAUAUUUAACUUAGAACAAAGCUUAUACGAGCAUGCCCUAAAAGAAUUUAAUAUAGAAGACAUACCAAUCUUGCAAGAAAUAAGCGAUGAGGAAAUCGGUAGUGAAUACACUGAAGAGAUUUCUACGAUUAGGACAAAAUUGAUUAUACCAUGCGUUAUAAUCGAUAAUGACCAUAGAGAAAUACAACGCUGUAAUAGAGAAAGUAAUAAGAGGUUGCGAGAAUUAAUUGCGCCUUCAACAACUGAUAUUGAUUUGUGUGGAAAAAAUCCGGUUGUGGAACAGUGGACAGAAAAGCUUACUCAGAUCUUCAACCGAUUAAUUACGGAAUAUCCACUAGGAUUUGCUAUGGAUGAAAUAAAUACAGCGCUCAAAGAAGCAGUGGGAAAAGGAUGCAAUGUUUCUCCUCCAACCAUCGUUAUCUUAGAAGCUGGGCCAGCGCCAAACAGUAACCUUGCAGUACAUAAAACUUGUGAAAUGUAUAUAGAAGACCUGAAAUUAAAUCAAGGUGACUUGUUAGACGUUGUAUGUGAUGAGGCUAUUUUUCGCAGACUUACAGAUUAUUCCAAUAAUCAAUUAAAGUUAAAUCCCAUUCUUGGUCAGUGGCAUACAAGUAAGGAUAUAUGUAGUGCUUUAAUUGUCGCCUUUUCCAGAUAUGGAUUAUUUGGAUUAGCGUCUGUACUUGGUAUAAAGUUUCUAGAAAAACUUCAGGAUGUUGUCGAUUAUUGUGCAACAUUUUGUGUUCUUGAACUUAUCUGGGCAGCUGUAGCAAUUGUCAUUCAUAAAUAUAUGAAUGACAAUUGCGUAAUACUAGAAGAUAUCAAAAAUGGAAGCAACAAUAUUUUAAAA
Molecule: messenger RNA, 942 nt
Organism: Dentiscutata heterogama
Lineage: Eukaryota; Fungi; Glomeromycota; Glomeromycetes; Diversisporales; Gigasporaceae
Source: the annotation of a GenBank genome assembly